AUGUCGUUGUUCGUCUACAAUUUCCCCCUCAACUGGACUCUCUUUGUUCCUAUCCUAGUUGAUUAUGAGUUAGUGCGUGGUCUAUAUAAAAGACCCGAUACCUUGCAUUGUAUAUUUUUCAUUCGAAAUUUGCAAGAUUACGUGCAAGUCUGUAAGAACAAGGAGACUAAUCUAUUGGACUCUGAAGUGACGAUGGUUCCGAUGGGGGUUGGAUCGAGCAGUGGUGCAGGUGCUUGUUCUGGAAGCAAGAAGAGCAACAAGCAGCGAUUUGAGCUGAAGAAGUGGAACGCAGUAAGUCUGUGGGCAUGGGAUAUUGUGGUGGAUAACUGCGCCAUCUGCAGGAACCAUAUAAUGCACCUGUGCAUAGAGUGCCAAGCCAACCAGAAAAGUGUGACCAGCGAAGAAUGUACGGUGGCUUGGGGAACUUGCAACCAUGCCUUCCACUUCCACUGCAUUAGCCGAUGGCUCAAGACUCGUCAGGUCUGUCCCUUGGAUAACAGCGAGUGGGAGUUCCAGAAGUAUGGUCAUGAUUAA
Messenger RNA from Rosa rugosa (rugosa rose), 534 nucleotides. Its product is annotated as RING-box protein 1a-like. Gene Ontology annotation, biological process: ubiquitin-dependent protein catabolic process; protein ubiquitination. The transcript is spliced from 2 exons. Bases 1 to 534 code for a protein of 177 amino acids. Gene Ontology annotation, cellular component: nucleus; cullin-RING ubiquitin ligase complex. Gene Ontology annotation, molecular function: zinc ion binding; ubiquitin protein ligase activity; cullin family protein binding. Lineage: Eukaryota; Viridiplantae; Streptophyta; Magnoliopsida; Rosales; Rosaceae. The record is from RefSeq and is a predicted model, not a curated record.